This is a messenger RNA of Medioppia subpectinata, 1045 nucleotides long. NCBI's taxonomy places the organism in Eukaryota, Metazoa, Arthropoda, Arachnida, Sarcoptiformes, Oppiidae. The record is from the annotation of a GenBank genome assembly.
UCUUGAUCAAUCUAAUCAAAUGGAAGCUAAAGUGGACAACCAAUCAGUACUGGUAACUGAUCAUGAUCAUAAUAAUAUUGAUCGCAACGAUAAACCCGUAAUGUAUAGACGAGAGUUGGUUUGGAGAAACAUUGUAUUAAUAACUUCAUUACACAUAUCGGCGGUUUAUGGCCUGUAUUUGGCCAUAACUGUCGCUCAGUUUAAGACUAUUGUGUUUAUGAAUUUCAUUAGUAUUCUCACCGCAUUCGGCAUUCAAGCCGGUUGCCAUAGGCUGUGGUGUCACCGCACAUAUAAAGCUAACCUUCCGCUUAAGAUAAUACUAAUGGUAUUGCAAACAAUGGCCUUUCAAAAUGACAUCUAUGAGUGGAGUCGUGACCAUCGGUUGCACCACAAGUACAGCGACACCGACGCCGACCCACACAACUCCGGGAGGGGUUUCUUCUUCUCACACGUCGGUUGGCUUUUGUGUAAAAAACAUCCGGAAGUGAAGGAAAAGGGAAAGACUAUAGACAUGAGUGACAUCGCUUCCGACCCUAUUGUCCGAUUUCAACGCGCAUUUUAUAUACCCUUAUUGGCACUCAUUUGGGCCGCAAUUCCCACUUUUAUACCCCAUUAUUAUUGGGGCGAAACCCUAUGGAACUCAUGGUUUGUGUGCGUUUUGCUACGGUAUUGCGUAGUUGUAAAUAUAACAUGGUGCAUUAAUAGUGUAGCUCACUUUUAUGGAAUGAAGCCGUACGAUAACAGUAUAAAAGCGGUUGAGGCGCAUAUGAGACAUUAUUUUAAUGGCGAAGGAUAUCAUAACUAUCACCACACGUUUCCCUGGGAUUACUCGGCCUCAGAGUUGGGAGCGAUCGAUACGUUCAAUCCGGCGACGGCUUUCAUAGACAUGUUUGCGGCCAUCGGUUGGGCCUAUGAUCUGAAGAAGGCGUCCAAUGAUGUGAUAAAGAGUCGACAGACCAAAAGUGGUGACACAAGCUAUUCAUUCAAAUCCCGACUUUCAGAGCAAAUCGUCGGUUUAACUGUAAUGUUUGGUCCACUUUGGGUC